AUGCAGGCAUUGUGGCCAUAUCACACCUAUCGGCCAGUCACCUGGGAUCGAUACUACGUUAAUGAGCAUCAUGAAAUCUUUCUUUUCACGUUCGGGUGCCGUAUCUACAGCCAAUACGCUGAUAGAUCACAAUCACAAAACUCCCAAACGCAAGACACGGGUUUGAGUGAGUCGUUAGCGGAGGACAUGUGGAUAUGUGGUGUACCCCAAGGUCCACCGCCACCCUACGAGGUAGCUAUUCGUAUGCCGUCUUCUCCACCGGAUGCGAGUCCAGUCUAA
Ostertagia ostertagi is the source of this 279-nucleotide messenger RNA. The record is from the annotation of a GenBank genome assembly. NCBI's taxonomy places the organism in Eukaryota, Metazoa, Nematoda, Chromadorea, Rhabditida, Trichostrongylidae.